Chironomus riparius is the source of this 750-nucleotide messenger RNA. The record is from the annotation of a GenBank genome assembly. NCBI's taxonomy places the organism in Eukaryota, Metazoa, Arthropoda, Insecta, Diptera, Chironomidae.
AAAUGCUGGAGAAAACACGAAAUGAUCGAAUUUUCUACAACAACCUAGCCUUUGACUGGAAGUCUUCAGUCAAAUAUCUUGGAGUCACUUUGGACAAUAAAUUGCUCUUCAAAGAUCAUAUCGACAACGUCAUUCAUAAAGCUAGCGCACAUAGUUUCUCAAGUUUCUAUUGCAUUCUAAAAAGAAAUUCUCAUGCUUCACUUGAAUCUAAGUUGAGGAUCUAUAAAUCCUAUAUACGGCCAAUCAUGACUUAUGCCUGUCCUAUUUUUGUAAAUGCUGCCAAGUGCCAUAUUAAUAAACUUCAAUUAUUUCAGAAUAAAAUUCUGCGUAUGAUUUUGGACAUCCACUGGGAUGAUUUCAAAUCAAAUAAAGACAUCCACGAUUCUGCUAAUAUACCAUUAAUUAAAGAUUAUAUUGAUAAAAUCACGAACAAUUUCUACUCAAAAUCAAAUUCUCAUUCUAAUCAUCUCAUUGCUAAUCUCGGAAAUUACGACGCUGAUUCUUUACCUUUCGUAGCGAAGCACAGACUUCCAAAACCAGUAAUGUAGCAAUAUUUCAGCUACCUUUUUCUUUUAAUAAUUUUUUUAUUUUAUAACAUAAGUUUAACAUAGAGGCCGUUUUUUUUAACUUUUUUAAGGCCAUUAUUUCACUUCGUAAAACUCAAACCUCAUUUACCAACACAUAUCAAGAAAAAUUUAAUUUAAAGCCAGACCAGAGCUAAUAUUAAUAAUUGUCCACUCAUACUUUGUA